GUUCCACAAAUGGGUUGCAAGAAACAGCGAAUGAGUAUUAUUUUUUGAAGUGUGGAAAAUAAAUGAAACAUGGCGGACUCAGCGGGCAAUUGGUGUCUCAUUGAAAGCGAUCCUGGUGUUUUUACGGAGUUAAUAAAAGAAUUUGGCGUGCAAGGUGCCCAAGUGGAAGAAUUAUGGAGUUUGGAUGAUGACCAAUUUGAUAAUUUGAAGCCUAUACAUGGCUUGAUAUUUUUAUUCAAAUGGGUGCAAGAUGAUGAACCUUCAGGAAGUAUUGUUUUAGAUAAUAGACUGGACAAAAUAUUUUUUGCAAAACAGGUGAUUAAUAAUGCAUGUGCAACACAAGCAAUAUUAAGUGUACUAUUGAAUUGUAAACAUUCUGAUAUAUCAUUGGGACCAAAUUUGGAAGAAUUUAAAAAUUUUUGUCAAAGUUUUGAUGCAAAUAUGAGAGGGCUUGCUCUUAGUAAUUCUGAUGUAAUAAGAGAAGUACAUAAUUCUUUUUCAAGACAAACAUUAUUUGAAUAUGAUUCCAAACAUGCAUCUAAGGAUGAUGAUGUAUUUCACUUUGUUAGUUAUAUUCCUAUUGAUGGACGCUUAUAUGAAUUAGAUGGACUAAAAGAUGGACCAAUGGAUUUAGGUCCUUGUCCACUUGGAGAUCAAUGGGUUCAAGCAGCAAAACCCAUAAUACAAAAAAGAAUAAACAAAUAUAAUGAAGGAGAAAUACACUUUAAUUUAAUGGCUAUAGUAACCGAUAGAAAAGUACUGUAUGAACGACAAAAGGCCAAUGUUUGCGAUCCAGCAGAAUUGGAACGUUUACAGACGCUAAUAGAGAAAGAAAUUCGAAAAUCUAAAAGAUAUCAAAUCGAAAAUAUCAGACGGAAGCAUAAUUAUUUACCUUUAAUAAUGGAAUUGCUCAAAAUGCUUGCUAAAGAAGGUAAGCUUGUAUCUUUAUAUCAAAGAGCAAAAGAAAAGGCACAGGAGAAAGAAUCAAAGAAGUAUAAUAAAGUUUAA
Habropoda laboriosa is the source of this 1008-nucleotide messenger RNA. RefSeq names its product ubiquitin carboxyl-terminal hydrolase isozyme L5 (gene Uch-L5). Gene Ontology annotation, cellular component: cytoplasm. NCBI's taxonomy places the organism in Eukaryota, Metazoa, Arthropoda, Insecta, Hymenoptera, Apidae. Gene Ontology annotation, biological process: protein deubiquitination; ubiquitin-dependent protein catabolic process. The record is from RefSeq and is a predicted model, not a curated record. Gene Ontology annotation, molecular function: cysteine-type deubiquitinase activity. The transcript has 6 exons. Bases 70 to 1008 code for a protein of 312 amino acids.